Molecule: messenger RNA, 1302 nt
Organism: Alnus glutinosa
Lineage: Eukaryota; Viridiplantae; Streptophyta; Magnoliopsida; Fagales; Betulaceae
Exons: 6
Coding region: 100-828 (242 amino acids)
Molecular function (GO): protein binding
Source: RefSeq, a predicted model, not a curated record
UGAGAGAGAGAGAGGGAGAAGGAGGAGGAGGACUCUCUCGGCGAUUGAUCCUGGGCCGGUAGCGCUGAAGAGCAGUGAAUUAGUAACGAGUACGGAAUCAUGGGAGAAAUCGAAGCAGAGAGUGAGCCGAUGGUCAGCAACACUGGAAGAAACGGAGGAGAGGAACCGCACAUGACGAAUAAGAAGAACGAUCACAAUCAUACGGUGGAAAUCGUUCUCCGAACCGUAGGCCCCGCUCGUCCCUCUCGCCUCCGCGUCUCCUCUUCCAUCAAAGUGUGUGACUUGAGACAGCUGAUUGCGGAGGAUGGCAAUCUACCGAUUGAGAAUUUGAGGCUUAUUUUCCAAGGGAACGUGUUGCAUGACAAUAGCGGAAAUGGGGAGGAUGUCUACCUGAAACUCAAUGAUGGUGAUUCCCUGAUUGUUGCUGUUAAACCUAAGCCACCAGUUAAACAUCUUCGCAAUGAAUUUGAUGAUGACGACGAUGAUGAAGACCUGAAGUUUCAGCUCCCACAAUCCUCGAGCCGGUGGAAAAGAAAGCUUUACUCUUUUCUACAUGAUAAGUUGAAGCUUCCUGAUAUCCUUUUGAUGGCAAUUUUCUCUCUCAGUCUAAAGGCAUGGGCUGUUAUUGUCUUGUGGUUUAUCUUGGCACCUGUUGCCCAUAAAUUCAAUCUUGGACGUCUAUUUGUUGCUCUCGAAAUUGAGGAGGAGGUUGCAGAGGUUGUGGGGAAUAAAAAUUUCAUGGUAUCUGUCAUGGCUUCAGAGUCUAGAGCUGGUGGAAUGAAGUUUGAAUUCUCAUUUGGGUUCUCAGCUAAUUGCUUGUGCAGCUGAAAGUUGUAGCCAGAAGACUCUGGUUUCUCUGCUAUUGUUAUCUCUGUUGCGCCCGCAUUUGGGUCUGCUUGUUCUGCUGUUGGAUGCCAUGGCGGUAGCUCAGCUAGCUUGUUGAUGGUGGACUUGGCCUUGAUGAGCCAAUCCAGAGCUUUGCUAGGCCGGUCAUAGCCUAACCAGUCUUGAACAUCAUAGAAUUGAAUGGAGGUGUGGACUGAGAGCCGGACCCGGCGGACCCGAGGACCUUUUGUGGUGGGACAAAGUUUUCCUCCAACCCAAUCUUUGCCAUAUGUCCACUUUGCAUAUGAGAAACACAUGUUUUUUAAAGAAAUAUUUAAAAAACAUGGGAUUCUCACAUGCAAAAUGGACACAUGACAUUUUUAUAGAUUGGGUUGGAGGAAGUUCCUCCAACUUGGAAGAAAUAUUUGUCCUUUGCGGUUGGGGAGAGUUUUUUUUUUUUUUUUUAUUAAUUUUUUU